Molecule: messenger RNA, 4346 nt
Organism: Punica granatum (pomegranate)
Lineage: Eukaryota; Viridiplantae; Streptophyta; Magnoliopsida; Myrtales; Lythraceae
Source: RefSeq, a predicted model, not a curated record
CAAGACUUGUGUGUAAUUAUCAAUCCUCGUACAUUAAUCAUUUCCUAAAGUAGCAUGUGAUGCGACAGACUUUUGCGAUACUUCUUUUAUACUUUUUAUAAAAGAGAAAAAAGAAAAAAAAUUGAAUAAAUAAAUCGUAACAAACUUUGUAUUGUGUUGUGUAGUGUUGUUUGUUUUUGUUAGGACCGAAUUAAUAUGGUUCUUUCACUUCACCCAAAAAAAAAGAAAAGAAAAGGAAAAUGCAAAAACAACUAUUCCUAGACAAAGACUUAACGGGCUCUCUGCUCCGCUCCGCUCUGCUCUGCUCUGCUGGAGAAACUGCAAAUGAAUUCUAUCUUAAUUAUCACCGAAAACUUGGGAACAAACAAACAAACCAACCAACCAACCACAACAUCUCCUUCCAGCCUUAGGGGUGCACCUAAUCAUUUAUAAGCAUCCGUCCCUUCUCUUGAAUGGAUCCUCGUACAAGUAGUAUUUUGCAUAUCCCUUAGCUUUCUUGAAAUCAAGCAAAACAAAUCUAACCCUGCCGUGCAUCCGCUCGCGUGGAAGGCAGUUGAGGGAAGAUGAACGGCAGCGUUAAUAUCACAAACAACAGCUAUUGCGUGGCUUUGCCCCCGAAAAUCAGUUCCAAGGGUAUCGGGGUGCCCGGGUAUCUGAAGGGCCAUGUGCUGCAAUACGGGUUACCACAGUUGGAGCUCCAGAUGAUCACCAUCUUCGUCCUCACACACGUCUGUCAUUUCAUCCUCAAACCUUUCCGCUUACCCGUCUUCGUCUCCCAGCUACUCGUAAGUAGUCUCUUCUCUUCCACUACUCUAAGUAUCCUUCCCUACGCCUGUAUGUUUGCACGCUGCGAAUGAAAAAUUACAUUAAUCUAACCAAUUUUACUCGUAUAAUAUAAUUACUCACUCUGCCCUUUCUUGCCCAACACGUCACCGACUAAUCAGCGUGCUUCUCGUUUCGUCUCUGAUUGAGCAGAGUGGAUUUAUUCUAGGCCCGAGUAUAUUGGGGAGACACGAUCUGGUGAGGAAGUUUCUGUUCCCAAAGUUCAAUGAGAUGGGGUCGCACGCGCAGGAGAUCUCCGAUGCAAUGGAGAUGUUUGGCUACACGCUCUUCCUGUUCCUGAUCGCGGUGAAGAUGGACAUGGGCAUGCUCCAACGUGUGGGACGGAAGUCGUGGGCCAUUGGGGUCACCUCGCUCAUCGCCCCAAUCCUGGUGGCCACGGCCACCCUCACAGCCUACUCGAGGAUGCAUAAGCCUGCCAAGAAGGACUUCGAAGAGCUCUCCUUCAUCUCCAUCGAGCAGUCGCUCACGUCCUUCCCCGUCAUAUCCUGCCUCCUCAGCGACCUCAAGCUCAGUAACACGGAGCUGGGACGGCUUGCCCUGUCCUCCUCCUUGGUCAGCAAUAUCCUUGGGAUCCUGCUCGUGUUCUCGACCUCCACUACCAGAAUGGCACCGAGCAGGGCCUUCAGGGACAUCUUACUGACGAUCAUUUUCCUGCUCAUGACCGUGUUUGUACUCCGAGCAGCCAUGAAAUGGAUUGUCAGGCAUACCCCGGAGGGACGUCCCGUCAAGGAAAUUUACCUACAAGGCAUCCUGUUCCUCGCUAUCUCCUCUGCCCUGUACUCCAACUUCGCUGGCCAGACCAUCCUCCUUGGCCCUCUUCUGCUGGGGCUGGCCGUGCCAGACGGACCGCCGCUGGGGUCUGCCCUAGUGAACAGGCUGGAGUCCUUCUUCACGGGGAUCCUCCUGCCUGUCUACGUGACCUCCACAGUUGCAAACACAGACCUCGAUGUGCUUGUGUUGGAGAUAAAGAGAAUCCCGAUUGAGGCUGCCGUAAUCUUCAUCGUUUUCGUGGCCAAAAUGGUGGGAUCUAUUCUUCCCCCAUUGAUCUGCAAGAUGCCGUUCAAUGAUUCCCUAGCACUUGCCGCGAUCCUGAGCUGCAAAGGCGUUGUGGAACUGGGCACUUACAGGUUCCUACACGGCCAGGAGGGCCUCGCUGACAGGAUUUACUCUCUGGCGAUUGUAUCCGUCUUUAUCUCUGCGACUCUCACCCCGAUCCUAGUCAGGUGGCUCUUCGAUAGCUCAAGGAAGUAUGGGGGAUACCAGACAAGGGACGUCAUGCACCUGAAGCCGGACAUGGAGCUCCCUGUGGUCACCUGUAUUCACACCCCCGACAACAUUUCGUCUGUCAUAGGCAUGCUCGGCUGCCUCAGCCCAGCAGCGGAGAGCCCAAUCGCGGUCAAUGCCAUCCACCUGGUGAAGCUGGUGGGCCAGGCCACCCCGGUGCUGAUAUCCCACCAGCAGCAGAAGAGAAUCGAGAGCAAGUCCUAUUCCGAGGACAUGAUCCUGGCCUUCACCAACUACGCGCGCAACAACAUGGGUGCGGUUCAUGUGAACUUGUUCACAGCCAUCUCCCCGGCCAAGCUGAUGCAUGAGGACGUGUGCUAUAUUGCACUCGACAAGCUGACCUCCCUGAUCAUCCUCCCGUUCCACUGCAAGUGGUCCUGCGUUGACGGUGAAUUGGAGUCGGAGGACAGCGCCGUACGGGCCAUGAACAUGGCAGUGCUGCAGCGGGCUCCAUGCUCAGCGGCCAUACUCGUAGACCGGGGCAACCUGGGGCAGGCUGCCACGAAGCCGCACUUCCAAGUGGGGAUGUUCUACAUAGGGGGGGAUGACGACAGGGAGGCGCUGGCCCUGGCAAAGAGGAUGGCUCGGGGCCCGGGGCUGGUGUUGACGGUGGUACACCUGUGCGAGGAGGAGGGAGGGAGGUCCAUCAGACUGGAUGAGGUGAUGGAGGAUGAGGUGUUGAGGGAUGUGAGGGAGAACGCAGCGGGGCCUAACGUGAUGUACAAGAGGGAGGUGGUGCGGGACGGGCCGCAGUCGGCGCUGCUCAUACGGUCCAUGGUGGACGAGUUUGACCUGAUCAUGGUGGGGCGGAGGUACGGGAUGGAAUGCACGCAGACAUCGGGGCUAGGCGACUGGAACGAGGUGGACGAACUGGGGGUGCUGGGAGAUCUAUUAGCCUCGGCGGAUCUCCACACGGAUGCGUCCCUCUUAGUUGUUCAACGACAACAGAGGCACUAGCAUCGUAAUAAUAUAUAGGAGAUUAAUGGAAUGUUACUUCUAAAUUCUUUUCUUUUCAUUUCUUUUCUUUUUAGCAUAAAACGAUCGAAUAGGUUAAUUAAUAUAUAUAUAUAUAUAUAUAUAUGUACAUAGAUAGCCACUUUUUUAAAAAUAUAUACAUACGAAAGUACUGGAUGUACAUAUCUAUGCUAUCUCUAUACAUAUAUAUAUAUAAAUAAAUGUGAGGUGUUUUCAAUACUUUCAUAAUCCCCAAAAUACCCUUAACCAUUUCUCUCUCUCUCUCUCUAUAUAUAUAUAUAUAUCUAUAUAUAGAAACCCCUGUUUCAACACAUCGAAACGCCUCUGCCAGUCUUCCAAGCAAGCAACCAAAAAAAAAAAAAAAAAAAGGAGUCUCUGCCAGCCAGCCUUUCCCCCUUCGCUUCCACUGUUUCACCGUUUUACCACUUUCCCUUCCCGCGCCCCUUCCUUCAAAAUCCGUUGCUUUGCGCAGAUUACUCCUGCGUCCUGCCCAACGGACUUCUCCCAUGGCCAAACGCCCUUCUUGCCGACUCCGCCACUGCCUGCUUGGCCCUAUGCUGACCCGUCAAACUGCUGCCCCACACUGACCCCAUUCAACCGUUUGUGCCUAUUCACCGACUUCCUAAUCGUGGCUCUACACACAUUGACCGCCCAAUCUCCCUUCUUCCGCUCUCUCUUUCUUGUUUGGUACCCAAAUCAUCUCUGUCUGCUAAUUGCUGGAGGACCAAUCUACCUAAUAUAUACAAGCAGCCCACGAAUGUACGUUCAGGAAACUCUCUCUGUAUUUUCCUCCCAAUUUAUUUAAUUCUCUUCCUUUUGGCAUCCUACCAAUUUCUGCCGUCCUUUGUUACCCAUAUUGCACUCGAUCGUAUGUAAUGUGUGCCCUCUGCUUUUUCGAUGAUUCCUUCAUGUAGUUUGAUGUAAUUAUCCUCUUGCCACUAUGUAUAGUAAGUGCUCGAUAAAAUGCUUGUAUGAUGUCAUAUAUGAAACUGUCCUCUUGUAUGUGCAGCCUCUCUUAUACGCUUUUGACAUAUGCUUACCGACAUUCAAUCCUGUCCUUGUGAUAUUCUGAAUCUUUUCAAUAGAUAGGCCCCCCCUUCUUUUUUCUCUCUCUCUCUCUCUCUCUCUCUAGGAUUAAACAUGUUCUAAAACUCGUGAUAAUUGCAUUAUUAUCAAUAAUAUUGUGUUUUUUUCUUUUUCGCCUUUCAGUGAAGUGAGAGAAUAAGAUCACACAAUUUUACUAA